AUGAGUCCAUCAAGGUUUCCAUAUCCCAUGGUGCUAGUCUCACUGCACAUGUCCUGCGGCUCCCUGCUGAGCUGUGGACUUUACAUGGCUAUGCCCACUCUUUUUACAGCUCUUACGGACCCCGACAAGAAGGUGGCUGUCGAUGCCACCUUCUUGUGGUCUCGUGUUCUUCCUGUUGGCUUAGCCUUUGCAACGUCUUUGAUUUGCAGCAACGUGGCCUAUGAGUACGCGAGCGUGCCAUUUCUCCAGAUGGUGAAGCAGAGCAACGUUAUCAUUGUUUUCUUCCUGUCUCUCCUUGCUGGCUUGGAGCAGUUUCGGAGUAAUUUGGCUCUGGUUUUGCUUUGCAUAGUUGUGGCCACGGCGUUCACUGUGAACGGGGAGCUUCGCUUUUCGCUGACAGGGUGGGGCAUGUUGACAGGUGUAGUACUCCUUGGCUCCUUCAAUCAUUGGCAUGCUGCGCAGUUUGCGGCCAUUCCCAGCCUCGAGACCUUUCAACAGUGCAACGUUGCAGUGGCCUUUUUGCUGAAUGUGAUUACCGCCAACUUCCUGAAGCACGGGUCACCGUUGUCACUUUUGCUGACCAACCUUAUCAAGGAUGCAUUCAUUGUUGUUGCCGGCUGCGCGAUUUUCAGCGAUCCUAUCAGCAUUGAGCAGGGCUUUGCGUUCGUUGCACAGCUCUUUUUCAUCUUCCUUUGGUCGAUGAUGAAGGCUUUCCCGGACGUCUUUGAGAAGGAAGGUUUAUGGCAAGGCAUCUCCAGUCUCCUGGUUUGUCAACAAUUGCCUGGACAGUUUCCAUGA
This is a messenger RNA of Durusdinium trenchii, 798 nucleotides long. NCBI's taxonomy places the organism in Eukaryota, Dinophyceae, Suessiales, Symbiodiniaceae. The record is from the annotation of a GenBank genome assembly.